CAAAUUCCCUUUCCCCCUCUUCCCUCCUCCCUUAGCUUACUUCCCCUCUUCCCAACUCUCGUCUCCAUCCCUCUUCAGGUUCUGCUUCUCUGCCUCCCCCCCCCCCCCGGCUGUUUUCCUCUUCUCUUCCUCCAAGAAUUUUUCUUGGGUUCUUCGAGCUACUGGGUCUAGAUUCCGACCCCAAAGUUUCAUAACCCGUCUGCGUAAUUCCGCGUUCUCGCUGCUGUUUCCCUCGGGUUAGCAGAGAUACCCCACUGUUGGGUGUGGAAGAAACUUUGGAACUCUCUAUUUAUUAUUUAUAGGGGAAACUCCGCCCAAUUCUUCUCUAAAAACUCGUCUCUUUCGUGGCCGAGUACUGAGGAAAAAACCCAUCAUCAAAAUCUGGGUGGUGUUGGGUUCGGUUUCCCUUCUUUUCCUUCUAGUUCGACUUAAAAUUUUCACAUGCAGCAUCUCUUCCUGUUGAUGUUUCUGAUUGAUGCCGCCUAUCCCAAGUGAAAUCCUCCUCUCCGAGUUUAUGAUAAAUUCCAGAUUCAGACGCCCGACCCAUCUCGUUCAAUCCUUCUCCGUUGUCUUCCUGUACUGGUUCUAUGUGUUCUCAUAAGGCUCUUCUUCUAACAUCUCAACACUCGGGCCCUGUCCAUUUUUUCAUCUACAUACUCUCCUAAUAUUACUAUUUUCUCCAUAUAAGAACUCAUCUUGUUCUGUCUCCACGAUUCAGCUAAAAUUCCGUCUAAGAAAGAUCCAGCAGUACUGGUAAAAAGAAAAAGGAACUACUAAAGAUCUAACUCGCCGUCACUAGCUCUGUGUGUUUGGUGUGAGAACCGGUAUGAGUAUGACUUCUUCCAGUGGGACUUCUUCUGGAUCAUCGGGCCUGCUGCUUCCGGGGUCCGAAGCGGCGGCGUUCGAUCAGAAGAAGCAGAAGCGGAUGCUGUCGAACCGGGAGUCGGCUCGGCGAUCCCGAAUGCGGAAGCAGAAGCAUCUGGACGAUCUGAGGACCCAGGUGAGCCAGCUGAGGCAGCAGGGCGGCCGCAUCCUCGCAGCUCUAAACCACACCACCAAGCAGUACGUGGGUGUGGAGACUGAGAACUCUGUGCUCAGGACUCAGAUGAUGGAGCUCACUUCCAGACUGAACUCCCUCCAUGAGAUCCUCCACUUCUUGAAUGGAGGAGACUUGAGCAGCAGCCAUGGGCUGCUUUCGGCGUGUGAGGGGCCUCAGAUCGCUGAUGGAUUCGGCAAUCCUUGCAACUCUGUGUAUAUGAGCCAGCCCAUCAUGGCCUCAGCGGACAUGCUCCAAUACUACUACUAGGUGCACAUUCGUGAAGGUCCUGGUUUUGUAAAAUAUGGACUUUUGUUUAGUGUCGUUUGUGUGAUUGGUGUGGGAGAAGGACGAGAUAUUGUUAGCUUUAAGAGCUUUUUUAUGGGCCCAGAGAGGUGUAAAGGUGGAAGGGUGUGACACCACCAAGUAUGUGGUAGAUGGACGUGCUUGUAGACGGAAAGUUCAGUUUGUUUACUAGAUGAUGGUUUGCUUGUGAACUAUUACUUCGAA
Molecule: messenger RNA, 1546 nt
Organism: Elaeis guineensis (African oil palm)
Lineage: Eukaryota; Viridiplantae; Streptophyta; Magnoliopsida; Arecales; Arecaceae
Product: bZIP transcription factor 44
Biological process (GO): positive regulation of DNA-templated transcription
Cellular component (GO): nucleus
Molecular function (GO): transcription cis-regulatory region binding; DNA-binding transcription factor activity
Source: RefSeq, a predicted model, not a curated record